CGAAAUAACAGUUCUGACGUUCCACUAUUAUCUCAGCACGAUAAUUAUAAACAGAAGAAAACCCGAAGCCAAACGUAUUCUCAGUGCAUUUAUAAAUAAUCAAGAUUAUACUAUACUCGUAAAAGCUUAAUAAAACAAAAGCUUCUUCCCACUUAAGGUCGUUCAGUUGCACGAUCGAUCAGCUUGUCAGAUCCCGGAAUUAGUAGCAUUUUAGAUGUGAGACCAACAGUAGCAAAAUCAUGUGGAGACAGGUUUCUAGAAUUUUAUUGUUGCUUUUGAGCGACAUUCUCAUUGCUGCGCAUAACGGGCCGGCAUACGAAUCUGCGCCGGCAAGCUGUCUAAACCCAAAUCAGAAAGUCGGCCAGUGCAUAUCAAUCUACGAUUGCCGUUCGUUGGCUUUCGUCUUAAGAAAACAAUUAACGGCACAAUAUAGUUUCGUACGUAUGUCGCAAUGUGACGGUGGCGCUUAUGCAAGAGGGAAAUUUCCCUUCGUUUGCUGUACGAACGAUACGAAGUUCCUCGAUCCCAAUGCUGACCAAAAACAACGCAUUAUCUUUCCGGAUACGAAAACGACGGAACUGCCUCAUGGUGGACGUCAGAGUGUUGCCUUUAUUACACCACCGAACUGUGGUGCAUUGACUAUUUCGAAUAAGAUUUUUGGCGGUGAGGAAGCUGAGAUAACAGAGUUCACCUGGAUGGUUAAGUUGGAAUAUAAAAACGAAAGUGGCUUAAUUUUGUCUGAAUGUGCCGGUUCCUUAAUCAACGAGCGAUACGUUCUAACAGCAGCCCACUGUGUGAUCGGUCCUGUUGAGCAGAAAGUCGGAAAACUCGUCUCUGUGUUCGUAGGAGAUCAAGCGAGCGCAUCUUCAUACAAUUACAAUCAUUACGAGUAUGCACCGUCCACUCAACGUUUCGGCAUUGAAUCUGUUAUCGUGCACGAACAUUACGGUUUUGAUCCGCACACAAAUGUAUAUGAACAUAAUGACAUAGCGUUGAUUCGACUGGAUAAGUCUGUGGAAUUUAAUAACUACAUCCAGCCUGUUUGCUUGCCAGUACCAGCUCUACAAGAUGAGCUAAGAGAAGGAGCACAUCUGAUUGUAGCUGGUUGGGGUCAUACGGGUUUAUCACGUCAUAGCAGAGUGAAGAAGAAAGUCCACUUGCCCCUAUAUUCAAUGGAAAAAUGUCGCCAUGUUUUCGAGACGCAGACAUCGCUAUCUGAUGAGCAACUCUGUGCUGGCGGUGUAUUCUAUGAAGAUGCAUGCACUGGCGAUUCUGGCGGUCCACUUAUGCGCCUCCACUCAGCCUCUUGGGUAAUAGAGGGUGUUGUGUCAUUUGGGCGCCAGAGCUGCGGUCAAGAGAAUAUUCCGGGAAUUUAUACGCGUGUACGAAGUUAUAUCGAUUGGAUCGCAGAUCACAUGGAACCUUGGUAUGUAGCAGCUGAACCUGUUGAAGGCUCGAGCCUGAAGAUGUUGCGCGUAAUUUUUAUCACCGUUAUAAGCGCGCUGUCAAGCAACUUAGUGUUUGGACAAUACUUCGAAACACAGACGCGCCGCUGCUUCAAUCCCAAUCAACGCCCCGGCGCAUGCGUCUCGAUCUACGAUUGUCAGACAUUGUUGUCGGUGCUGCAACGCGGCUCCAUCCAGCCGCUCGACACCGAAUUUCUGCGCGCCUCCGAAUGCACCGGCGGCUACGGCAAUGCGCCGUAUGUGUGCUGCACCGGAGAUACCGGUUUCACGCGCAACACUUAUGACGACGACGACGACUACAACCGCCAGCCAAGCACGGUGCUAUUUCCCGUCGGCUUCGGUGAGGGCCGACAACGGCAGAGGCAGCGCAUAAACGCAGUAGCUGGUGGUGGGCGUGACUUUAACAGCAUCGGCGGCAACGGUGGCAGCGGCAAGCAACCGAGAGAUCUGACAGCGGGUGCGCAAACAUCUGCCGCGGCCGUGCUGCCGCGCUUGCCCACCUGUGGCGGCGUGACAAUAUCGAAUAAGAUCUAUGGCGGCUCGGAUGCGGAUCUCUAUGAGUUUCCAUGGAUGGUGUUGCUCGAGUACAAUCGACGUUCCGGUGGCGUGUCAACCAGCUGUGCGGGUUCGCUCAUAAAUAACCGCUAUGUGCUGACGGCGGCGCAUUGCGUGAAAGGUGCCAUUGAGAAGCAAAUCGGACAGCUCGUUGGCGUUCGCUUAGGCGAAUAUGACAUCACGAAGCAAACCGAUUGCAAUGACUACUCAUGCGCUCCCGCGGCCAUACGUGUCGGCAUUGAGGAGACCAUACCACACGCGCAAUAUCGUGAUGAUUCGCCCAAUAAGGAGAACGACAUCGCGCUGAUUCGUCUCGAUCAGGAUAUACGCUUCUCGGAUUCCAUACGUCCCAUCUGCCUGCCAUCGGCUGUGGCGCAAGAGCGUUCGGCACCGGCUAGCGGCACACAGUACACCGUCGCCGGUUGGGGUCGCACGCUGCGCAGCCCCAAAAGUGCUGUGAAACAGAAAUUACAAGUGCCGCUUGUAGACUUGUCACAAUGUCAGCGCAAGUAUCGCGAACGCAAGGUGAAUGUGGUGAGCAAUCAACUCUGUGCUGGUGGCCAUUAUGCCGAGGAUAGUUGCGAGGGUGACUCUGGUGGUCCGCUUAUGCGUUUCCGCAACGAUGCUUGGGUGUUGGAGGGCAUCGUGUCAUUUGGCUACAAGUGCGGUCUGAGCGGCUGGCCGGCCGUGCAUACGCGUGUGGCGAACUAUGACAACUGGAUACGAAGCAAUUUACGCAAUUAAUUUAAUUUUGUCUUAAUGCACUUGUAUUUAUAUAUAAAUUAUUUAAUUAUUAGGUUAUAUUAGCAUUUAAUAACAUGAAUUUAAUUGUGAUCUUGCCAUUAGUUUCUCAUUUUGUUUCGUGUCAUGUUCGCAUAUUCUAAAAAUUAUACCCCACAAUAUAUAUUGUAUUAUAUUUGUGGGGUUAUUUAACGUAAUUAAAUUAUCCAAAUGU
Molecule: messenger RNA, 2976 nt
Organism: Bactrocera neohumeralis
Lineage: Eukaryota; Metazoa; Arthropoda; Insecta; Diptera; Tephritidae
Exons: 10
Coding region: 240-2765 (841 amino acids)
Biological process (GO): proteolysis
Molecular function (GO): serine-type endopeptidase activity
Source: RefSeq, a predicted model, not a curated record